This is a messenger RNA of Peronospora matthiolae, 1050 nucleotides long. Lineage: Eukaryota; Oomycota; Peronosporomycetes; Peronosporales; Peronosporaceae. The record is from the annotation of a GenBank genome assembly.
AUGUCGUCCACCAGCAACGCCUCCAUUGACAAGUUCAACGGAGACAAUUACGCAACGUGGAGCCGGUACAUGCGCGGUGUGUUUUUGACGAAGUCCGUCUGGCACGUCGUCAACCGUGAAGUGACUCCGACUUUCACCGACCCGCGAGCGUCCGAUGACUACGUCAAGGCAAGCAACGUCGCGUUUGCCUGGGUUGCGUGGACAAGUCUGAAGACGCUGUACGGUGGGUCGCAGAAGGCAGGACGCAUCUACCUCAAGCGACAACUUUUCAGUAUCAAGAUGGCUGAAGGCGCGAACGUCAUGCAUCACUGCAACGAGGUCCUCAACAUCUCCGCCAAGCUCAGCGGCAUCGGUGCGAAGAUGGAAGACGAAGGCGUUGCAAUUUGUCUGCUACUCAGUCUUCCGAAGAGCUACGAAAAUGUGGUGCUCAACAUGGAAAUGAGCAGCACCGAGCUUCGCACUCAAGAUGUGGUGAGAGUCCUGACGAAUGAGCAUGCCAAGCGUCAAGGAGAAAAAGGGACAACGACAGCGACUACGGUGAAGGCUGAAGAUGCAAGCAGGGCAUUCAGCGCCGAGCGUGAGCCCUACCAAUGCACGUAUUGUGGCAAGGUGGGACACACGGUGGAUCGUUGCUGGACAAAGCAGAAGAACGAAGGUCGGGGAGCCCGACGCGGCGGCAAUGGUCGUGGACGCGGGGCUAACAAUGUCCAGUGGGGACAUCAUGAUGAAGGUAAUGGCUACGAUCGAGUGGCGCUUGCAGUCUCGUUCGAAUGUGGAGUUUCGACGAGCAUGGACGUGUCUGGAAUGUGGGCCGUCGACAGUGGUGCAACGCACCACAUUUGCCACGACAAGACCAAGUUCGCAAGUUUGGCAGAGCGCAAUGAGGGCGAACUCUUGGUGGCUGAUGGCAACAAGGUGGCCAUCAAGGGUGUGGGAACCAUAAUGGAAAAGGUGGUUCUGCCCAACGGUGAAGAGCGUGAGAUCGAAAUCAAAGAACGCGCUAUAUGUUCCAAGUAUGAGCAAGAACCUGCUCUCGGUACCACAGAUUAA